Molecule: messenger RNA, 2223 nt
Organism: Saccostrea echinata
Lineage: Eukaryota; Metazoa; Mollusca; Bivalvia; Ostreida; Ostreidae
Product: hemicentin-1-like
Exons: 9
Coding region: 509-1426 (305 amino acids)
Biological process (GO): synapse organization
Cellular component (GO): neuron projection membrane
Source: RefSeq, a predicted model, not a curated record
AAUGUGUUUGAUUGGCAAGCCGAAAGCUUCCGUCACAGCACGAAGAUGAAAACCACAUCACCCUUCUUACCGAGAUUCUGCGGCUUCUAACGAAGGAUUCUAUUGGAUGACUGGUUAUUCAGCGCGUGAAAUUUGGUCGCGUGCAAUCCAUCGUCAGCAGUUGAAUUGAAAUUCAUCACCGCUGGAUGUAAAUGAAGAAAAUCUAGUAAAAUAAACGAAGGAAACUGUCAAUAUUUAAUGACCAGAAACUAAGCAGGCAGAUUAGACACGAUACAACGGUAAAUAAUUACGAUACGGAAAUAAUGAUGGAACUAAAGAUGAUGUAGUGUGUCGGGCUCACCAUUAGCAGGAAUUUACCGUGAACAAGCAGAUAUUUCUUUUACGUCAUUCUGCAGAAUUCAGUGGCAGCAAGUACUGGAAGCCAAUGAUUCUUUAGCCACAAUAUGUCUACAAAUGACCACAGGAACUCUCAGCAACAAUAUGUAACUAAAAUUCGGAUUAAGUAACCAUGGCAAAGUGUUUUUGUGUAUUUGAAAGGGAAUUAAUUCACGUGCUCUUCUUAACUGUUAUAAUUUCAGUGACUUCCGCUACCCACAAACGGCAGGUAGCACCUUCUUUCCUUGACACAGGCCGCCGUAACAUCACCGUGCCGAGGGGAGGACUAGCGAAACUCAGAUGUAAAAUUAGAAACCUAGGACCGAAAGAGGUAGCGUGGAGAAAGCUCUCAAUGGACUACCCUUUGACCGUGGGCACGUUCGUUUUUGAGAAGGACGAACACAUCAGCGUGGAUCACAAGGCCAUUUCUGACAAUAUAGCGGAAUGGAACCUGAUUAUCAAGAGGGCAGAACCCCGUCACUCCGGGACGUACGAAUGUCAAAUCAGCGCUACGAGAGUCCUUACGUACCACGUACAUUUACACGUACUCGAUUUCCCUGCAGUUGAAUCAACAAUUGAGUUGGAUGGUACGCAGUAUGUAAACUUAUAUGACCCUAUAACCCUGACUUGUAAUGUAACGUUCGGAAAGGAUGCCAUAUCAAGUGCGCAAGUGGACUGGUUCCAUAAUGGACAAAUCAUCAAAUCGGGCGAUGCCCAGUGGUUAAACCGACUUCGAAUCACUCAGUACAUAACGUCUGACGGUCGGACCAUUGUUAGUCUGCUCCAUAUAUCCCACAGUUCUCAGAGAGACGACGGACGCUACGUGUGCCGGACGAUUAACUACAUGAAUGACCGACAGGAGACGGACAGCAUGGACGUCAUCGUCCUCAAUACAAACAAAGAUCACAUAAAAAGAACUGGCGAUAAAGCUGGCAUUCAUGAAAGUGGAGGAGCGGAAGUGGCGGGGCAGUCUGGGAAAAAUGUGUCCGGUCAGGUGACAGCUUCCAUAAUUGUGAACAUAGUGCUUUUCUUAAUUGUGAUUUUAAGGUGAAAGCAUAGACACCUGAAAAUAUAAUGUUUGUGGAGUGUAUGGAAAGACCAGUCACUUAAAGUUUUUGAUGAGCAAGGACCACCCUUCUACAUGUAUGAGUAUCAGUGUUAAUCCGAGUAUCGCUCAAGGAUACUUUUGACAGCACGGAGCACCGGUCAGAGAUUAUAUUCGUUAGAAUACCUGACCCUCAGAAAGCAGUGAGCAAAUUUGUAUUGGGCGGAUUCAGUUAAUUUUCACAUAUCGUUUACUUACGUGAAAACUUUGUCCGUCCAUCGUGCAAAUCUUUUACGAUAUAUAUGAGAACUUGCUUUGAGAGAGAGAGAGAGAGAGAUAGCGAGAGAGAGAAAAACUAUUUUUUUAAGAUUGUGCAUACAUGUCCAUUGUUUUGUGAUGUGACUUGCUUGUUUACAUGGUUUUGCUGAAGGUUUUUGUUUUGCCAAGAUAUGGACAUUUUACCUUUAACAGAAAGAUUACUUAUUUUUUACUCAGCGUUAUGAAACUAAAACUACGUGUAUUUAACAUAAGUACUUAGACAAUUUUUGUUUUCUUUUGUACUUUAUCAGCUUAAAAUUUCAGCAUGAUCAAGAUAUGUUCUAAUUUCGUAUAUAGGGCGUUCAUCAUCAGUUACAUUCAUGAUGUCGUAGUUGUUGAUUUCAGAUGUAAAAUUUUUUUUCACCAAAAAGUGAUUAUUUGUUAGAUUUGUUGUUCAUCUUUAUUAGAUGGUGUACUUUUUAUCUUAUUUCUUAUAUGAUUUUUGUGAAGAAUGUUAAAAAAAUAAUUAAAUUGAUUUAAAUUUA